AUGGCGCCAAGCGCCACUUCGACCACCGCGAGCACUUCUGACUCAGUGCACAAGUCUGACAGCAGCAAUAAUGCCAACAACGCAGCGGCUUCAACCAGCGCGCAACGAGGCUCCGAUCGGCCAGCAUACCUCCAGUCGCUCUCUGCAUCGCAAUACGCGGCUGCUACCCACUCGCCGACAUCAUGCCUUCAAAUUCUAGCAGGUCCAGGCUCGGGCAAGACGCGAGUGCUCACAUCUCGAGUGGCAUGGCUCAUCCUCGACCCGGCCAACCAGCUCAAACCUGAAGACAUCCUGGUGGUCACCUUCACCAACAAGGCCGCCAAUGAGAUGAAGAUGCGUCUCGUCAAGCUCAUCGGUAAGGAGCGCGUCGAUAAUCUUGUCAUUGGGACUUUCCACUCGGUCUGUGCUCGGUACUUACGCAAGUACGGCAGACUUAUUUCGCUCCCCAACAACUUCACCAUCAUUGACUCGGACGACGCAAAACGCAUGUUCAAGGCCAUUCUCAAGGAGCUCAAACCGGACAUCGACAAGGAGCAUCUCUCCAUCAAACCAGAGCAAGCCAUGUCCGAGAUCUCGAAAGCAAAGGCAAAGGAGAUAGACCCCGUGCGGUACCGGCAGCUGGCAGAGCAGGAAGCGGCUAAGGGCGAUUCCCGACGAGCCGCGAUUGGAAGAAAACUCCUAGGGUCAGCCCCGUUCAAGCAGAUCAUUGCCACCAUCUACUUUAUGUACCAGCAGCAGCUCGUCGACGCAAAUGCCUUGGACUUUGACGAUCUGCUCGUGUACGGCGUCCAGCUCUUUCGUCAGCAGAACCAGGUGGCGCGCAACAUCCGGCAUGUGCUCGUCGACGAGUUCCAGGACACAAACAUCACCCAGUACGAGCUCAUGCGGCUGGUCGCCACCGCCUCCCAAGCCGUCAGCAUUGUCGGCGAUCCGGACCAGAGCAUCUAUGGCUGGCGUAGCGCAGAGAUAGGCAAUCUCGACAAAAUGACGAAGGAAUUCAAGGGGACACAGCAGGCGCGCCUCGAAGAAAACUAUCGCAGCACCGGCGCCAUUCUCGAGCUUGCACUCAAGGUGGUCCAGCAGGACACUGCGCGCGUCGACAAGGACCUCUUUACCUCACAUCCUCGUGGGUUGCCCGUCGUUCUCAAGUGCCACGGCUCGGCACAGCUCGAGGGCGCUUACAUUGCAUCCGAAGUCAAGCGUCUCAUUGCUCAUUCCGGAGGCAUGCUUGACUUCAACGACUUUGUCAUCUUGCUUCGAUUCAACUACCUUUCUCGUGCCAUCGAAGCCGAGCUGCAAGCCAGAGGCAUCGACUCGAGGAUGAUGGGCGGACAUAAGUUCUUCGACCGAAUGGAGGUCAAGGACUUGCUUGCCUAUCUGGCGCUUGCAGACAAUCCGGGCUUCACCCCGGCCUUUAUCCGCGUCGUGAAUGUACCCAAACGAGGUAUCGGCGAGAAAAGCGUCACAGAUCUUCUCAACAUGGCCAAGCAAGAAGGCUGCAAGCCCAUGGAGCUCGUCGAACGAGUGGUCCAGGGAGGCAAGAAUCCAGGCAUUAAGCCAGCCAUGAAGAAGGGGCUCAAGGAUCUUGUUGAAGCUGUAGAGGCGGUGCGACAGGCAGCGAGAGCAGGCACGCCCGUAGCACAACUGAUCGAGACACUCAUUGAAAAGAUCAACUACGAGAACUACCUCAAGGCGCAGCCGGACUACGAGGCACGGUGGGGCAAUGUGCAGGAGCUUAUCUCGUUCUCCACCAUUGUGGCUCAGAACACUGCGUAUGCUGACGGCAAUGCUCCGUCCAUCCCCGUCGAGGAGAUCCUCUCGCACACUCUUUCGAAUCAGGAAGGAGCAGAUACUGGGAAGAAGGCACGGUAUGAAAGCGACGGCGAAGAUGACGAGUUUGAAGAGGUGGACAUCAAGCCCGCGCGUCCCACGGAUCCUCACAAACCUUCGACACAUCCUUUCUUCAACAAGCAUGGGGCUGCAAAGCGCCGCCCCCAGCCGUUGCCAUUGGUCAAAGGCGAGGUGAUCGACCUGUGUGAUUCAAGCGAAGAGAAUCAGGAAGCAGUUAGGCAGGCCGAAAGCAAGCCUGGUCCAUCGAAGAAGCGUCGCACCACGAAGGCCGAGACCGCCUUCGACGAAGAAGCGAGUGCCGACGAGGACGGUAACGAACCCAAAUCAAUCCUCCUGUCAAAGCUGGACGAAGUUGAGGACAGGGUCGCUCACAUGGAAGAAGAUGAGGGAGAGGGCGACGGAGGAGAGGAGAAUAAGACGCCACUUCGUGUGUUCUUGGAGGCAUCGAUCCUGGCAACGGAUAUGGAUGCAGAGUCAGACGACAAGGACGAAAAGAAGAAGCCCAAAGUGACGCUCUCGACCUGUCACGCCGCCAAAGGUCUCGAGUGGCCGGUGGUAUUCAUCCCUGCUAUCGAAGAAGGCUGCUUCCCGUCGUUCAGAUGCGAGCGACCCGACGAGAUUGCCGAAGAGCGCCGUUUGCUCUACGUCGCCAUGACGCGCGCGGAAUGCAUGUUGUACCUCACCCAUGCCACGGCACGAAUGCAGGGAGGCGAUACACAGGACAAGAUGCUCAGCAAUUUUGUCGCUUCUAUUGCGUCCAAACAGGACGGAGGAUCCUGUGACGCCAAGAAGGCGAUCAAGUUUUGCACAUCGCGUCCCGAAGUCGACACGGACGCGGUCAAGACCAUGGCAGGAGUGACGGGUAAAGCGCUGCCUAGCGAUGCGAAAAUCAAGGAAGCGAUUACGGGAUGGGAAAAGAAGUCAGGCAAGGAGGUGCAGCAAGUGGAUCAGAUGAACAGCGGUCGCAUCACUGGCUUCGGUACGUACUCGAGCUACGGUGGGGCGGGCGGGUACACAUCGGCUGGCGUGCACAGCGGUGCUACGGGAGGUUGGAACUCGCAGAUGGGUUUUGGUCUGUACAGUGACGAUGGUCUUCGCUCUGCAUCAAAUGCCGGACGCCAAGGUGCAGGGCAGAACAGUGGCGAAGUCAAGAAAAGGCUCGGGUUCGUGCCGCCGAGUCUCGGCAGCUUUUCGUCUGCUGUGGACGGCGAUGCAUCUCCUCCGCUUGCGUAUUCCGGGUUUCAGCGCGCCUCUUCUCUUGGAGGAGGAGGAGACCCAAGUCGAGCUGGCGGUAAUGUGAUUGGAGCCUUUUCCAAUCGCUCCGAAGCGCCGACCCCGUUCGGUGCAGGCGGAAGACGCAAGCAGCCACUGGUACCGCCCUCUCGUCAGCCGGCAGCAACACCGCCAGCUCCACCGUCAUUUACGGAUGCUGUACGCCUCCGAGCGCGUCCUGAAGACUCGGUGGCGCUGGCACGUGAAGAUGGAACGGCUCCACGUCCGCGCGCUGACCUCAACAGUUUCCAGCAGGCUCACUCGCAGGGGAUCAGCAGUAUUCUCAAUAUGCUGCCCGCAAACUCGGGGCCGACAGCAGGAGGUCCGGGAGGUGGAUCGCGUAACUCGCCCAUUGUAAUCGGAAGCGGCGGCGACACGAACGGUUCAGACGGGUCGUCGUCUGGUCGUGGCUCGAGCAACGGUAGUCAGAAUAAGGCCAUGACGAUCGACGCGGUUUCCCUUGCACCCACGUCCACCGCGGCCCCCACCGCCUCCGACCCGCUAAGCAGCCCUCUGCACCAGACCACCCCGCUCCUCCACUCCCCCCACCUCAGCAGCCGCACAGGUCACAACGUCUACCUCAAACUGGACUGCGACCAGCCGUCGGGCUCGUUCAAGAUCCGCGGCAUCGGCGCGAUCUGUCAACAGGCCAUCUCCACCUACGGAGCUGCGGGCACGCACCUCGUCUCGUCAUCCGGCGGCAACGCAGGGCUGGCGGUGGCGUAUGCCGCAAGCAGGGCGGGUGUGGCGUGUACGAUCUACGUGCCUGUGACGACAGAGGAAGAGGUGGUUGAGCGGUUGAGGGGCGAGGGGGCGAGGGUGGUGGUGGGGGGCGAGGCGUGGGAUGCGGCCGACGCGGCGGCGAGGGCGGAGGUGGAGAGGAUGCGGGAGCUGGGCGGGAAGGGAGCGGUGUACGUGCAUCCAUUCGAGGGGGAGGCAUUAGUGGAAGGGCACAGUGGGCUGGUGGACGAAGUGUACGCCCAGCUGCCUUCGAUUGAUGUGCUCAUCAGCUCCGUCGGCGGCGGCGGACUGCUUCGCGGCAUUAUCAAAGGUGUCGAACGUCAAGCUGGUCCACCGCCGACACUGGUCGCAGUGCAAAACUUCGGCGUCGACUCGUUUAACCGCUCCAUCGACCACUACUCCACCAACCCAACCCCGAGUCUGCCCAACGACGUCGUAGCACUCCACGCAAUCGAGAGCAAAUGCACCAGCAUGGGCACCAAGAAAUGCUCACUCACCACCCUCCACGACGCCAUCUCCUACUCUCGAAACGGUGAAAUCAUCACCCUCACUGUCACCGACGACCUCUCCGCCUCCGCCUGCUGGCAGUUCAGCGCGCAUUCGGAGUCCGAUCUGGGUGCAGAGAGGAUGGUCGAGCUCAGCUGUGCGUCGGCCUUGACGCCUGUUUUCCAUCCGUGGAUUUUGGAGCGGAUCGUGGAGGGCUCGGAGAAAUUGCAAGGAAAAGUGCGGGAGAACGGGAGGCUAAACGUGGUGGUAGAGGUGUGUGGUGGCAGUAAGGUUAGUAAGGGGCUGUUGGAGGGGUACAAGGUGGAGGCAGGGUUGAUGGAGCGAAGGGAUCGGGUGAGGGUCAGUGGUGUAGACUAUCCUGCUUCGACUUGA
Messenger RNA from Sporisorium graminicola, 4743 nucleotides. RefSeq lists its product as uncharacterized. Bases 1 to 4743 code for a protein of 1580 amino acids. Gene Ontology annotation, biological process: amino acid metabolic process; recombinational repair. The transcript is spliced from 2 exons. Gene Ontology annotation, cellular component: nucleus. Gene Ontology annotation, molecular function: ATP binding; pyridoxal phosphate binding; hydrolase activity. Lineage: Eukaryota; Fungi; Basidiomycota; Ustilaginomycetes; Ustilaginales; Ustilaginaceae. The record is from RefSeq and is a predicted model, not a curated record.